Cylicocyclus nassatus is the source of this 3403-nucleotide messenger RNA. NCBI's taxonomy places the organism in Eukaryota, Metazoa, Nematoda, Chromadorea, Rhabditida, Strongylidae. The record is from the annotation of a GenBank genome assembly.
AUGCCACUGAUUAGUCCUUUUAUGUAUUGCAUGUUAGCGAACGUCCGGCAGCUUCAAGAGAAGAGGAUGACAGCAAAGAGUGUCACUCUAAAUGGGGAGCGAGAGAGGCCAUUUCGUUUCGACCCGGAUGAUCCCGAAUACAUUAAAGACUUACAAAGACCAGCAGUCAUAAAGGAAGAUCUCACCGAAAUGGAGCGAAGGAAGCGUGUACAGCAACUGCUAGAGUCGAAAAGCUUUUGUAGAGAACUAGAAGAGGUGAUUCGGCAAGAAUCCGAUAGCUGUCGCAGCGAUCCCGAACAUUUGAAGACUAUCCAACGGCUCUCCGAACUAACGCUUCCCAAUGGAGCUAUGACAUUUGCUAAUUUGCACUCUGUUGCUGGAUCUGCCAUUCCAAUAGCGGAUCUGAAGGGUAAUGACAACUACUCAAGGCAAGAAAAGCUGUUAAGAAACAAGCUCGCGUCACUCUAUCGACUCGUUGAUUUAUUUCAGUGGUCUCAAGGGAUUUACAAUCACAUCACGCUACGUCUACCCAAUGAUGAUGAUCAUAUCUUGGUGAAUCCAUUUGGUUUGCUGUACCACGAAAUUACCGCUAGCAGCCUAGUCAAAGUGAAUCUGCAGGGUGAAAUUGUUGACCCUGGAACUACAAAGCUAGGAAUAAAUCAGAAUGGUUUAAUGCUGCAUUCGGCAAUACAUUCAGCACGGUCGGAUGUGCGAUGUAUUCUGCACAUGCAUACAGCGGUCGUAUCGGCGGUUGCCAGCAUGAAAUGCGGUCUACUCCCUCUUUGCCAAGAAGCGAUGGUCAUCGGUCCAGUUGCGUACCACGACUAUCAGGGUUCACUGAACGAAGAGGCAGACAGAGAGGCGCUAGUGAAGAGUCUCGGAGACAAAAAUGUUAUGUUAUUACGGAAUCAUGGAUUCGUAGUAUGCGGACAGACGGUCGAGGACGCUCUUCAACUUGCUUUUCACACAGUUGUUGCCUGUGAAACGCAGAUUCGAGCUGCAAGGGCGGGAAUUGAAAACCUCGUCAUACCAGAUGAUAAAGCGAUUGAGAAAGCCUACAAAACCGCUCGUGCUUCUGAUGGUGGAGCAGCGAAUCGGUCGCCAAUAAGGGAUCAGAGUGGAAAUAUCGUCAGUUGGCGAGUUGGCGAAUUGGAAUGGGAGGCUUGGAUGCGGGUUUUGGAUCAUGCUGGGUUUCGCACGGGUCAUAUAUACCGGCAGCCUUCGCUGCGACCAAAAUCGGCAAUGUCGCAUUCAACUGUGAAUAACAACGAUGUAGCAGUUCCUCCAAGUGCUUCUGCCAUAGGAAUGCUGGACGAGAGUGAUGCGGAAGCGGUUGCUGCCCACAAACUAGCUCUCUUGAGAAAAGAACAGGAAAGAAGUCGCUGGCUCAACAGUCCCAAUGCUUACCAGAAGGUAGAAAUCCUCGAAACUGGAACUGAUAAUCCUAAGAAAAUCACAAAGUGGGUACAAGAUGCUACAUCCCCAUCAGCCAGUGGCACGCCCGUCAAGAUAAACAUGCCUCACCACUUUAGUCCGAUGUCGAGCAAUCCAAAAGAGUUCAAAGACAAGCAACGGGCUAUAAAGGAGAGUGGAAGACUAGGAACCACCACCGCUGGCCCACAGAGCCAAAUACUCGACGGUGUUACAUAUGAAGAGAUAGCCAAAAUGCGGCCCGAUGUUGAUGGCAUUGUUGGUCAGACAGACAGGACAGUUCUUAUCGGUACUGCUAGUAAAGGAAUCAUUGACAGGCAGCAUCAGCACAAUGCUCAGGUUUAUCGUCAGCUUUAUGCUCCUAAUCCAUUUGCUUGCGAAACUGAUGAGGACAUCAAGAAGUACAUGGAAGAGGUUGAAUUGAAGUCGCCAAAAUCCCGCACUCCCUGUUCUUCUGCUAGAGAUAAGUCUCUGGAGCGUUCGCAAAGAACGUCAAGUCCUUUUGAAGAAGAUCCUGGAGCAGACACGGCUUCGCUGAUGCAAGCUGCCCGUGUUCACCGAACGUCGGACAAUGCUAAAACGAGUGCUUCUGCUGAAGGCCUGGAUAUUCUUCCCGAGACUGCCGCAAAUGUUGAAAAAUCUCUAACAAACGUCAGGAGUAUGCCCGACUCGACACGCAGUCAUACACAAAAAGGGAGCCUAACACUGGAUAUGGACUACCUCGAAGCUCGACGGAAGCUCGACUUGUCCACCUUCUUCCGGCGUACAAAGAGCGAACGCAGUACGACCUAUCCCCUUGGGAAUUCCUCAGCUCGGUCAAACGCCACCAUAUCUGAGGAUGAGGCUUCAUCCAGAGGCGAGAAAAAGAAGAAGAAGAAAAGUUUAUUUUCAUUUAUGAAGAAGAAGGACAAGUCCACGUCAUCAUAGUUGGUUUGUAAGGCGCACUAACCUCGAUACGAGUAUCCGGUGUUCUUCUGUCAAUGGCUACGUUGCUUUCUGUAUCGUCCCACUUCUACUUUCAGCUUCUGACUCACAUACUUGUUUUACGAAAAUACUUACAUUUAUUGCAGUUUUUAAGGCUCUAGUACGCUACAUUUUGUCUGUUAUUUGUUGAUUUUCUCAGAUCAUCCUUCACGUCGCCGCGUUCGAGUUGAAACGUACGUCUGAGCUCUGAAGGCGUGCGCAUUAUAUACUCAGCAAAUCAACGUCGCUAGCUGGACCGUACAUGCUGUCAUUGUAGUAAUACUCACUCAUUUUUUUCGUAACCUGGAGAGAUUGUUUGUAGGAGAUCGUCAUAUCCACUACUUUGACACAGUUAUUCUCUUUUCGAGGAGUAUUAGCAAAAUUCUCAUAUCGCACUUUCUUAAUCCUUCUCCGUAGAGCAACAUAUAGUGUCGAAAUUAUCUUCAUAGUGCGUCCGAAAAGCGUGCAACUAGGACCAAGGCAUGUGGAAGGUCUACGCUGAAGUUUCAUAUCCACGGUGAGGAAAACGGUGCGCAAAAAUUUCUAUGAUUAGCUUAGGCUUUUGUGUGCAAAUGUUGUGAUCAGUUCAUACUAAACGAAAUAAUUGAACUGUUUGUUUUUAUUCCGGGUUGGUUUCCAUUUUCCAUAGGCAUUGUUUAUAUUGUGCAAUUCCGUAAUUUUACAUUCUAUCCCUUGCACUAUUUUCUCAUGAAUACUUGCACUUCCAUUCUCUUUCGCCUAAUAUUGAAAAAUUCUGCUGUAUGCGGAUCAUAAUUUUUAUCCCAGAGUUUUACAAGCUUCGGCUUCACGCAGCUUUUACGGAUCGUAUAAUUUGGCUCAUGUCAUUUCACAUGAUUUUUUCCCUUUAUUUGUGAUAUAUUUAUAUCAAAAAUUUGUCGUUACCCUCCCAGUUACAUACUUGUGAUUUUCUAAUUUUCUGUUGUAGUCAGACCUGCUGGUGCGUUUGUGUGCGUCCUAUGCGACUGAGCAGAUCUUCCAAUAAAUAUCA